Terrapene triunguis (Three-toed box turtle) is the source of this 640-nucleotide messenger RNA. Its product is annotated as forkhead box protein N2. The coding region runs from base 50 to 640 and encodes 196 amino acids. Gene Ontology annotation, biological process: regulation of DNA-templated transcription. Gene Ontology annotation, molecular function: DNA-binding transcription factor activity; cis-regulatory region sequence-specific DNA binding. Lineage: Eukaryota; Metazoa; Chordata; Testudines; Emydidae. The record is from RefSeq and is a predicted model, not a curated record. Gene Ontology annotation, cellular component: nucleus. The transcript has 2 exons.
CCACUCUCCCCCAGCCGCACAGCUUCAUGACUACUACAAGUAAAAUUAAAUGGGUCCAGUAACUGGAAUGACUCCAGAUAAGAAAGCUGAAGCACCUGGAGCAGAAAAGGCUGCAGGAUUAAGACAGAUUUACAGAAUGGGAAGCUUGCCUGAAGCAGUUGAUGCUGCUAGGCCGAAGGCCACGUUAGUGGACAGCGAAUCAGCAGAUGAUGAGCUCACAAAUUUGAACUGGCUUCAUGAAAGUACUAAUCUUCUAACAUACUUCAGUCUUGGAAGUGAGGGUCUUCCAAUUGUUAGUCCUAUAUAUGACAUUGAGGGUGAUAACGUGCCAUCUUUCUCACCAUCCUGCUACCAGAAUCUGGAAAAAAAAUCAGCCACUUCCAAACCUCCUUAUUCCUUUAGCCUUCUCAUUUACAUGGCUAUUGAACAGUCUCCUAAUAAAAGUUUGCCAGUCAAAGAAAUCUACAGCUGGAUUCUGGAACGCUUCCCAUACUUUGCCACAGCACCAACAGGGUGGAAGAACUCUGUUCGACACAAUCUUUCCUUGAAUAAAUGUUUCCGAAAGGUGGAGAGAAGCCAUGGCAAGGUGAGAUGUAUGGAAAAAAUGUUUUUAACAAAUAUAAAGUGUAUUGGGAAAUGA